ACACGACCUCCCCCCGCGGGCCCACCGCGCUUAAGGGGUAGGAUAGGUGCUAGAAUGGGUGGCGGAGAUGACGACCAUGGAACCAAGGAGGAGAGUCCGGUGGAAGAGGACGAGGAGGUAGCUUGUCAUCAUGUCAUGUAUGCACAUCGAGAAACGAUGAGGAUGGAACCAAGGGAGAAGGCUACGUUGGAUAAGGAGGACGAGGACAUGGCCGGAAUCAAGGAGCAAGAGGAACAGGACGAGCAGGCUCCGGUGGAGGAGGAGAAGGAGGAGCAGGAAGAGGAGGACGAGCCUAAAGGACGAUGGAGGAGGAAAUGCUAUAAUUGCGAAACAUGCAGAAGAGGAAGACGCUUCGAUGGAGGAGGAAGAGGAGGCUUUGCUCCAAUGGAGCAGGUGGAGGAGAAUGUUACUAUGGAGGAGGAGAAUGAGAACAUGGUGACGACGAAGGGCCGGGAGGAGGAAGAGGAAGACGAGGCCGCGAUCAAAGAGGAAGAGCAGCAGGAAGAGCAAGAGGAGCGCAAAAGAAAAUAGAGGAGGAAGACUGUUUGGCUGAUUCUAAUUGCGGUAUGCUGGCUGUUCG
Molecule: messenger RNA, 580 nt
Organism: Chara braunii
Lineage: Eukaryota; Viridiplantae; Streptophyta; Charophyceae; Charales; Characeae
Source: the annotation of a GenBank genome assembly